AUGGGAUCAAGCGGUUCAACUCUCUUGCCGGCACCAGACGACCGAUUACUAAAAAGUAUCAAAAUCUUAGAUCUGAGCAACACCGAUCUGGCGAAGGUGUUCCGGUUGUUCUGCAAGUAUGACACUGCACAGCGAGGAUGCCUCAGCCUCGCAAACGUGUACAAGAUGAUCGGGGAAAAAAAAUCCAUCUUUGGAGAUAGCUUAUAUGAACUCAUCGGUAUCCGGGACUUCCAGGAGCUGACGUUUUCGGAGUGGCUGGAUGCAAUCACGACAUUUUGUCUCUUCGAGGAGGAAGAAAUCCUGCGGUUUUGCUUCUUCAUCCUAGACCGAGAGAAGAACGGCUACAUUGAAAAAGAGGAGAUGCGAAUGCUAGUAAACAUGCUCUACAACAUUGACCCCGUGAAGGGGCCCACCGGGAACACUAAAGUGGCCUUCGACAAGCUCUCCGUGCAGCAAGAUGGGAAGAUCGAGUUCUGGGAGUUUGAGCUGUUCAACAAGGCGUUUCCGUCGCUACUUUUUCCGGCUUUCCGGCUCCAGUCAACCAAUCCCCCGGCUGCGUUGACUCAAACGAAGGUAAAGAUGAUGCAAGCAGUGUGGGGCGAAGCUUGGUGGGGCCGAAAGAAAAGAAAGGUCCAAGACAGGCUCGAGCUAAGGCGGAAGCACGAGGAGGAGGACCGGCUGGCCGAUGCCAACCGGCUAGAGGCCAUGCGGCAGCGGCGCAUCAAGAGCAAGAUGGGCGCCUGCAAGUACUUCUGCUGGCCGUGCGGGCGGGCCGAGUACGACAAAAUGUUUCCCAGGACCAACGUUGUCGUGGCCGACCCCGGGGCGGACGAAGCCGAGCGCUUGCGAAAGGUGCUUCGUAUGAUUCCGCCAGAAGACGUCAACAUGCGUGAGGAUAGAAAACGUGGGGGCCCCGCCUACAUAACGCCAGCGCAAGCGGAGGAGAAAGCAAGGCUACAGCGAGAGAUGGAGGCGCGGUAUCUCAACUAUGAAACCCAGGAGUACAAGAAGUUCAGGGAGAAGCUAGACGCCAAGAAGGAGAAGGAAAAGAACCAGCGGGACAAAAAGCCCAAGGCUGAGAGCCGUCGGUCGGUGAAGCGAGAAAAUAACGCGGACGAGAGACGGUUAAGGCUGGAAAAUCGCAGAGUCAAGAACGGGAGGUUGCCUCCUGUGGGCGGAGCAUUCGGGUAAACAUCAGUUUGAGCUUCAUGGUGUUGAUUGAGUCAGCAGCAGAAACUUAUCCGGUUGUGAAAUGCGCACAUUGAAAAACACGCCGUGCGUUGACCACAAAAAACGGGCCCGUUGCAGACGGGCCCGCAAACAGUGGUACCCCGAUUGUGCUAAAACAAUUCUGCAUGGAGCACGCGCAAGGCAAAACAGGGUGCGGCAACACACCGGCAAAACAAGGGUCGAACUCUGUGUUGUUUGUGCUGCUGGACGCUUUCCCGGGAACGGCAACCAACAUCACGCAUGCACAAACUUCGCCAACUUUUGUGGAGCAGCGCUUGACCCGCUGCACACGUCUGAACAUGCCUAAAACACUUGCGACCUAUUCCGGCCAACAAAUCUCCUGGCACGACGUACGACCGCAACUCACGGCAAAAGUCCGGGACCUUACAAGAGGCUCAAAAACGUCAUCGAGUAUACCACGGUUGGCACGCUCACUUUCAAUUUCACUCAGUUUCUCCCAUUGUCGUAAAGCCCGUCGCUAGCCCUUCCCAUCCCCGUCCCGAUCGCCGCGCCUGCUCUUUUUCGGUUCCUCGCCGCCUCCGUCAUCGCUCCUGGCAAACCUUACCCUAGGCCUCUUCUUCCCACCUGA
Messenger RNA from Ectocarpus sp. CCAP 1310/34, 1819 nucleotides. Lineage: Eukaryota; Phaeophyceae; Ectocarpales; Ectocarpaceae. The record is from the annotation of a GenBank genome assembly.